GAUGGCGCUGGUCGAAAUUGUCCCUUCUCUCCAUGGUGAUGAAUGCAGCGAAGCUAGAGGUCAGAGUUGAAUGUUUGACAGAAAGCUGAAUAUGGAUUCUAUAUUUCAUGAGAAACAAGAGGGCUCUCUGUGCGCUCAGCACUGCCUCAACAAUCUCCUGCAGGGUGAGUACUUCACCCCUGUGGAUCUGUCCUCCAUCGCUCAUCAGCUUGAUGAAGAGGAGAGGAUGAGGAUGGCAGAGGGAGGUAUGGCCAGUGAGGAGUAUAGGACCUUCUUACAGCAACCAUCUGGUAACAUGGACGACAGUGGCUUCUUUUCAAUACAAGUUAUUAGCAAUGCCCUGAGAGUGUGGGGCUUGGAGCUAAUCCUCUUCAACAGCCGGGAGUACCAGAGCUUGAUGAUAAAUCCAAUAAAUGAGAAAGCCUUCAUUUGCAACUACAAGGAGCACUGGUUUACUAUACGCAAGCUUGGACAACAGUGGUUUAACCUGAAUUCAUUGUUGACUGGACCAGAGUUGAUAUCAGACACCUAUCUAGCCCUUUUCCUAGCACAGUUACAACAAGAAGGUUAUUCCAUAUUUGUGAUCCGAGGAAACCUCCCUGAGUGUGAAGCAGAGCAGAUUCUUCGGAUUAUGAGAGUUCAGCAGCAGCAGCGGCCCAGGCUCAUUGGAGAGGAUGAGGCUCAGACAAGUGCAGGCAGGUCAGCAGCGCUGGGCCAGACAGAGAUGAGCUUUGGUGUAGAGGAUGAGGUUGUAGAUGAAGAUGAAGAACUGAAGAGAGCCCUGGCACUCAGCAGACAGGAUAUAGAUGUGGAGGAUGAAGAGGCUGAUCUUCGCAGAGCCAUACAGCUCAGCAUGCAAGGAGCAGUGAUGAGCAACAAGUCUUCAGAGUCUGAAGUGGGAAAUGUGAAAUCAGGCAGCCAGGCAGGAGGGAGUGCUGCAGGAGGACAAAGAGAGGGCCAAAACGAGACACUCACAGCCGAAGAACUGAGGAAGAGGAGACAAGCCUAUUUUGAUCGGCAGCAGCAACAAGUUCAGUCGAAUAUUCCUCAACAACCAGGCACAAAAUCAACAAGUGGCUCAGGAUCGGUAAUCACUGGCUCUGAGGAGGACCAACAACAAAAGCCCAGCCAGUGAAGUUGUGAAAGGUUUUCCUAUGUUGUUUACCAGCUGCCUGGAUUGGCAACCCCAUACAGGGGUAGCUUUGCUUCUUCCUCUGACCUUUUGCACAUGCGAACAUAAGGACAGUCAGAGGGCUGACAUGUUUCCCCUGGUUAGUUCGCUGACAACAGUCAACAGAGAAGAGAACAAUGUCAAAGAAAAGGCAGCAGUUAGUCUAAUCUAACUCAGUGAGGCACUGAGGCUGGGAAAAGGGUGACCACAGAAGUCAUGAUGCAGUUAAUCCAAGUUUGCAAUUGCCUUUGUACCAUGGCGCCUUCUAUUUCUAUUGUAUACUGUUUUUUAUUCUUGUUUUUUUCUCCAGAAGAGAUGGAAAGGAAACUUCAGCAUACAAAGGGUGUGUUUACUUGUUUGGAGUGAGUACAUACAGAGAUGGAGACCAUUGGAGACCAAUGUUUAGACCACAGAUAAAAGCUUGAUAGAUAAUGACAGAGCCUCCUACCUUUGUAUUGGCCUCUGGUUUGUAGGACAUAGGAUGUGAUUGAUUCCAGUGCCCACCCCACAAGAGCACCAGUGUGGUUUUGAAAUUAUUUCAUUUUGCAAUGUAUUGAAUCAUCCUUUAGCCAGCAGCACUAACAUGAGGGUCUUAUAUUCCUGACAUCAUCUAUCAUUUUACUUGUGAACAUCUACGAGUGAACUCCUGAGGUAUUUAGACAACAACAUAUUUUUGAUGUUGUGGCUUUGUUAUUACCUUUAAGCUUAUAAGCAGGCAUAAUGAAAUUAAAGAUUACAAAGCUUACAGACAUAUUUUAAGGGUGUUUUUGUCCAGUUUGGAUGGACAGUGAACAAAAUAAUUCUAUAAUAAUUCUAUUUGCUGAAUCUAAGAUACUUUUGAGUGAUGGAUAUUUUUCAUAUCUUGUCCAUAAUAAUUUGACAUGUAAUGGGGAACAAAGACAAACUCUGUUAACAUUAUGAAUAGAUAGAUACAUUGUUCAUUUUCCAGUACAGUAUGAUCAUUUAAAACCAAAAAAAAGUUGUCCAACCAGCCUACCUAGUACGUGACUUCAUAUGUUGUUUCUCUUUGUCAGUAUUUGUUAUAACCUGUAUAGGGAAUUUAUUAUAAAGAAAAUAUUGUUAAAAAGAUAAUCCCUUUAGAAAGAGUUUACAGUUACAGCCUUGGAUAUACUUGUUUAAUUGCACUGAUUUGACUUUCCCUGUGUUCCAAUAAUACUUAGAGCAGUGUUGUACACAUUAGUUGUACAAAGAUACAUUCAUUUGCACUGAGGUUGCCAUGGGUCAAAGCUAUGGAAGCUACUGGCUGAUAGAUGACCUUUGAAAAUAACAGUAAUACAAUAAGAAUGAGGAGGGACUGUUAUUUAAUCUCAUUGUUUGCAUAAUAUAAAAUCCAAAGAAUCAAACAUCAAAAAUCUGUCACCAUGCGUACACUUUAAGAAAGCCCAUUGUAUGUUUUUGCAUCCGAUUCUGACCAUGACCUGUUUAAAAUCUCUUGCAUUUUCCACUACAAGCUUCCAUUCAGUCCUGAAAACCAAAAUCUGGUUACAAGGCACAAUGUUGACAAAUAAACCAUAUUACGGCAUUAAACGAUUACAUUUGUUUACAGUUGUAAUGUCUUCUGGAACUGUUCAGCAUGGAUAUAUCUCGAUGCCUCCACAAAAAUAUCGGAUGUCAUGUAAAGUUUGACUUUUUGUGCUGGGCAACUUCCACGAAGAUUCCAUGAGUUUGUUAUUGUUUUUGUUUCAUUUUUAUCUGUCAGGCUUUUUUUCUAUUUAAAAUGCACUUGUGAAAGAGUAUGAAAUAUUGGUAGUUGGGAUUUUUUUAUCAUUACAUUAUUUUCACUCACUGCAUUACAUUCAGUACUAAUAAUCAUUUUUGUUACAUUUCACAUUACCACAGCACAUUCUCUCUUUUAAUGUAAUAUGUCUCGUUCCAGGAUUAAAGUGACAUUCACUCCUCCUAAAGUUUA
Messenger RNA from Lates calcarifer (barramundi perch), 3101 nucleotides. It is a transcript of the gene atxn3, whose product is annotated as ataxin 3. The transcript has 11 exons. NCBI's taxonomy places the organism in Eukaryota, Metazoa, Chordata, Actinopteri, Centropomidae. Gene Ontology annotation, cellular component: nucleus. Gene Ontology annotation, biological process: protein deubiquitination. The record is from RefSeq and is a predicted model, not a curated record. Bases 71 to 1135 code for a protein of 354 amino acids. Gene Ontology annotation, molecular function: cysteine-type deubiquitinase activity.